Messenger RNA from Camelina sativa (false flax), 501 nucleotides. The record is from RefSeq and is a predicted model, not a curated record. Lineage: Eukaryota; Viridiplantae; Streptophyta; Magnoliopsida; Brassicales; Brassicaceae.
AUGAAAUCCAGCAACAUGUUUCUGUUCGAUGAUGAUGUUGCCAAGGUUGCUUAUUUAGAUUUUUCUGAUAAAGUCAUUAACAUGGCUGUUCGCUUUCACUCAGCCGGUUGUAUGAUAGGAGGAAGUUAUGGCCAUAGGGCUCCAGAAUACACACUAACAGGAACAUUGAGCACAAAGAGUGAUGUGUACUGCUUUGGGAUUGUUUUGCUGGAGCUCCUUACAGGUCGUAAAGAUAUUGAUUUGACCUUACCGUCGGGAGAGCAUAGUCUAGUGCGAUGGGCAACCCCUAAACUAAGCAAAGACAAAGUGGAGCAAUGGGUUGAUCCAAGUCUACUCGGAGAGUACCCUUCCGAAGAUGUUGCCAAGCUAGCCGCGGUGGCUGCACUCUGUGUGCGUAUUGAUCCAGAUUUUAAACCAGACAUGAGCAUUGUGGUGAAAGCACUUGAACCUCUUUUAAAUCCUCCUCCUUCUUCUCAGAAUCCACAUAGGAACCCCUACUGA